AUGGAUAUCAAGCCGAAUCACACGAUUUAUGUGAACAAUCUGAAUGAGAAAGUAAAAAAAGAUGAAUUGAAACGGUCGCUUCAUGCGAUUUUCACCCAAUUUGGGGAAAUUGUUCAGCUCUUGUCGUUCCGUAAAGAACGGAUGAGAGGACAAGCUCAUGUCGUCUUCAAAGAAAUCUCGGCUGCUUCGAAUGCUCUUAGAGCCCUUCAAGGAUUCUCGUUCUACGGAAAACCGAUGAGAAUUCAAUACGCUCGCGAGGAUUCCGAUUUGAUUGCGAAAGCGAAAGGAACGUACGUUGAGAGGAAGCCGGCGUCUGUUGGAAAAUCGAAUGUCAAGAAGAGUCAUGAGAAAUCGGUGAGAAUCAAAUCGGCUUCGACUAGUGAGACAGCACCGAAGGCCGAAGAGCCUGAAGCUCUCGGAAUCCCGCACAAUAUUUUGUAUUGUUCGAAUUUGCCAGAUAAUAUUGAUGUUCAGCAACAACUGAAAGCGGUAUUUAGCCAAUUUCCUGGCCUACGUGAAGUUCGUGUGAUGCCGAACAACAAAGGAAUCGCCUUCGUCGAAUUCGAAUCGGUUGAGUAUGCCGAACCGGCUGUACAUGCUCUCAACAACUUUCGAAUCACUCCGGACCAUCAUAUGAAGAUGAUUAAAGCGGGUUCAUCGAUUGAGGUGUGCAAUUUGAGAAUGUUGAGGUUUUUACCUCAAUUUCGCUGCAAAAACGACAAAUCGGCAAGGAAUUUGGCGUGCUGGAAAUGCAAUAAAGAUGUGACGGACCCGAUAAUAUGCCAAAAAUGUAAUGUUAUUCAACCGAUAACCUCCGGUCAGGAUUUUUUCAAUUAUAUGGGCGUGAAUUUCUCAUUUCACAUUGAUCAGAAGGAUUUGAAACGAAGAUUUCACGAGCUUCAAUCAAAACUGCAUCCGGAUAGAUUCAUGCAAGCCACUGACGAAGAGAAACGAAUGAGCGAAGAGCAUUCACGACGGCUCAAUGAUGCUUAUAAGAUGUUGUCGGACCCCUUUAAACGGGCUAAAUACUUAAUGAAGGAAUACGGAGAAGAAGUUGAGCAACAAGACAAUGAGCUUCUAAUGGAAAUGCUUGAACGGAAUGAAGUUGUUGAUUCGAUGACGGCCACCGAGGAGCUAAAUAAGGAGAAAGAGCAACUUUCGGAUGAAAUCAAUGCCGAGAUCGAAAAACUUGGCGAUUAUUUUGAAGCGAAACGAAUUCCGGAAGCGCGAAGGACCAUUGGACGUCUCACUUAUUUGUAUUCGCUCAAAAAUACGGUCAAUUCCAAAUUAGGGCUUUAUUAA
Molecule: messenger RNA, 1302 nt
Organism: Caenorhabditis bovis
Lineage: Eukaryota; Metazoa; Nematoda; Chromadorea; Rhabditida; Rhabditidae
Source: the annotation of a GenBank genome assembly